UCCAACCUCGCGAAUCUACUCUAUGCAAUUCAAAUCCUCGGCCACAAAAAAAAAAAAAACACCUUUUACGGAUAUUCGGGAUUUUUCUCGUUUUAACGUGGCAAUUAAGGAGUCGGCUUUCCUCGAUCCAACCUCGCGAAUCUACUCUCUGCAAUUCAAAUCCUCGGCCACAAUCCUCAGAUCUCUCGAGUUUUAUUUCUUUUAUGAUUUAAAGAUUCGUUGGUUUUGGUACAAACGGAAAAAUGUCGCGUUACUUGGCUGCGUUAUAUCAAAACAAUAUGAAGUCUAGUGGCGAAGAUUUGCUAAGUGCAAUAAUCCCUUUAAUGAAGCUCCUUUCCCUUACGGUUAUCGGUCUGGUUCUUGCGCACCCAAGAACCCAAAUAAUCCCAAGAGCGACGUUUAAGCUGCUCAGCAAGCUUGUUUUUGCUCUGUUCUUGCCCUGCCUAAUUUUUACUGAACUUGGUGAAAGCAUCACGCUUGAGAACUUUGCUCAUUGGUGGUUUAUUCCGGUAAAUGUGUUGGUCAGUACGGGUAUUGGCUGUAUACUUGGGUACUUGGUCGUGAUUAUUUGCCGCCCACCUCCUCAGUUCAAAAGAUUCACCAUUAUCAUGACUGCGUUUGGUAAUACAGGCAAUCUCCCUCUUGCCAUUGUUGGAUCUGUUUGUCAUACUGCGGAUAACCCAUUUGGACCACAUUGUCAUUCGAGAGGGGUGGCUUAUGUCUCUUUUUCUUCCUGGGUUUCUGUGAUUUUGGUUUAUACCCUUGUGUAUCACAUGAUGGAGCCUCCACUGGAGUACUAUGAGAUAGUUGAAGAAGGGAUUGAGAUUGAGGAAGAACUAGCAGUUAAUGAUGUCAGUAGACCUCUCCUUGUAGAAGCUGAAUGGCCAGGCAUUGAAGAUAAAGAAACUGAGCAUUCCAAGACACCCUUUAUUGCUAGAAUUUUCCAAAGCAUAUCAAAUGUUUCUCAAACCUCUUUUCCUGACAUUGAGGUUUCGGGAGAAGGUGGUGCGAACAGCCCCAGGUCCAUUAGAUGUUUAGCUGCGCCUAAAGUUUUCAGGAGGAUGAGAAUUGUGGCCGAACAGACUCCAAUACGGCACAUACUUCAACCCCCAAUGAUUGCUUCUUUGUUAGCCAUCAUCAUUGGUACAGUGCCUCAGUUAAAGGCUUUUUUCUUUGGAUAUGAUGCUCCACUAUCUUUUCUCACAGACAGUUUAGAGAUUUUAGGUGGUGCAAUGGUACCAUCUGUGUUGCUUAUUCUUGGGGGUAUGCUUGCUGAGGGGCCAAUUGAUUCUAAUCUUGGCCUUCGAACUACAGUUGGUAUAAGCAUAGCAAGGCUCUUAGUGCUUCCUGUGCUUGGAAUUGGUAUAGUAGCCUUGUCUGAUAAGAUGAAUCUUCUGGUCGACGACGAUGCAAUGUACAGAUUUGUUCUUUUGUUGCAGUACACAACACCAAGUGCCAUUUUAUUGGGAGCAAUUGCCAGCUUGAGGGGAUAUGCAGUUGGUGAGGCUUCGGCACUUCUUUUCUGGCAGCAUAUAUUUGCCCUUCUCUCUCUUUCCUUGUAUAUUGUUAUCUACUUCAAAAUAAUCCCAUAUGUUUGAGGUAAGGAUAAUAUUUUCUCGCCUUAGAGGCCAUUCAAUUAGUAGUUAGCGUAAAUGCAAUCAAUAUAAUAUUUUAUAUUGUAAUAAAAAAUUACAAUAUGUUGCCAGAUUUACUUGUUUAUUUGCUCUGUCUGCUCUAUUGAGUAGUAGUUGUGGAGGUGAAUGAUGAUUCUCCCCAUUCAGUGAUGAUUGGUUUAUGAAAGCUGAUUUUGCAAAAUGAUUAAUUA
Carya illinoinensis is the source of this 1825-nucleotide messenger RNA. Its product is annotated as protein PIN-LIKES 2-like. NCBI's taxonomy places the organism in Eukaryota, Viridiplantae, Streptophyta, Magnoliopsida, Fagales, Juglandaceae. Gene Ontology annotation, biological process: endoplasmic reticulum to cytosol auxin transport. Gene Ontology annotation, cellular component: membrane. The record is from RefSeq and is a predicted model, not a curated record. The transcript has 2 exons. The coding region runs from base 243 to 1598 and encodes 451 amino acids.